This is a messenger RNA of Xiphias gladius (swordfish), 3140 nucleotides long. It is a transcript of the gene klhdc3l, whose product is annotated as host cell factor 2. Gene Ontology annotation, cellular component: Golgi apparatus. The coding region runs from base 176 to 1507 and encodes 443 amino acids. The transcript has 9 exons. Lineage: Eukaryota; Metazoa; Chordata; Actinopteri; Istiophoriformes; Xiphiidae. Gene Ontology annotation, molecular function: protein binding. The record is from RefSeq and is a predicted model, not a curated record.
UAGGGAAAAGAGCCAGCAGAGAGAAGGAAGGGAAAACACCACGACUAGGACACACAAUGGAGGGGCAGUUUACGAGGGGCCCCUGAAUGCAACAAAAGCCCGUUUACUCUUCACGGAGAGAGAGACAACUAUCAGACGAAGAGGAGCAGUGUGGAUCUCAAAAUGUUUCAGUAGGAUGCGGAGGAUGCCAGCGAUGAGUCAAAGUAGUCCCUGUCUUUGGAACCAGCUCCCCCAGAGCAGCCAGUCCCCAUGUGACCGCUACAAGCACGCCUGCUGCAGCUAUCAUGGAAAUGUCUAUAUCCUGGGAGGCCGAUACAGCAGCUGUCUGAGGGACUUCUGGAAGUACAGCGUAGUAUGUAACGAGUGGACAGAGUUGAGCUGCACCGGUGAAGCUGCACCAGAAGAGCUAGAGGAACACUCUAUGGUGGCUCAUAAGGGCUUCCUGUAUGUGUUUGGAGGCAUGCUGGAUUCUGCAUACACAAAGGGCAGAUGUGCCCUUUGGGUAUUUGACAUUGCAAAGCAGAAAUGGGUGCACUGCCAGGGAAAGACAAGCUUCCUUCAGACCCAAAUGCCAACCAACAGAAAAGGACACAGUGCUGUGGUGGUUGGCUCUGCAAUGCUGGUGUAUGGAGGUUUCGUAGACAUGAAAGGAUCCUCACAGGACUUUUGGAGUUUGGAUUUUGAUACCAUGGCUUGGUCCCUGCUGAAUGAUUCUCAGCAGGGCUCAUUAGGCCCAGGUCCCAGACACAGUCACUCAGCCGUGGCCUACCAGGAUUGCAUGUACCUGUUCGGGGGCUUGAAAGGCUUGCGGGAGCAGAAAGAUUUCUGGAAGUGGAAUUCUGCCAGCCACAUGUGGAGCUGCAUCAGAACCAUGUCCAGUCCCUCCAGACUGAUGGGCCACUCAGCUGUGGCAUACAAAGACAGUAUGCUUCUUUUUGGGGGAGGCGAGAGCCAGAACUCUCCAAAGAACUGCCUGUGGAGGUAUAGCUUCACCACUCAGUCCUGGGGGCAGGUUGCCACACUUCCAGGCUCUAGCCCACCAGACAAGAUUCACCACUGCUGCACUGGACUGGGUCCCAGCUACAAGUCCAACACCAGCAGCUUGUCAUCCAGCUCAGGACUCCAAACUAGGAUACUGAAUGACAAGCUCAGGCCCUUCAAGAACAAGUGUUUCCCUGCGCCUCUCACUUUUCUAGGAUCAGAGGGCGCUAUAGAGCUGGAGACGUUCAGCCUGGACAAGUGCUACAGUAGCAAAGCACUCACAAAAUCUUCAGAACUGGACAGUAGCAAAGAGGACUUGAUGGGGAAUGAUUCACAGUGGAAUGGAAACUGUCUGGCCUUUGAGAAUAAAGCUUUCAGCAAACAAUGGACAGAGGAAGACCUGCUCAAUGAGGAGGAUGGUGAUAUAGUCCAGCACCUGCCCGAUAUGCUGCUGGUCCUUGGAGGAAGACCUUGCACCAGUCACAGCCCUAUGUCCAUAUGGCAAAUGACUCUCACUGACUCAUAACAGCCUGUGAAAAGCAAACUUAAGAGACUUUUUCUUCUUUGUUAAUCUUACGUGUUUUUUAAGCAUUUAGCGAUAUACUGUAAAUAAGAAAACAACUUGAAAAGAUCUAUAAUAUUAUUAUAUAUUGCCAUGAGUUUUUGUGUUGUGAAUUUAUGGAUUUAUCACACAUUUUUGCAGUACUCAAAUAAAUGAUUGGAAAAUAGCAUUCAGAAAACCUAUGAAGUUAUAACAGUCAUUAAUAAUUAUGUAAGCAUUAGUGUAAUUGUGAAAACAUUACAGUAUAUAUACGGGUUCUGUCUGUAUGUUGCCAGGAAUUGAUAUAUAAUGUCUUAGCACAGGGCAUUGAGUAGACUUUACUACACUUUACUACACAUGCACAAGCAUAAACAGCAAAAUCAGGAUCACCAAUCCACACCCUAGACUUCCUACUUACUGUUAUGACAGUUUGGUCUUUAUUUGUACUAAAAGUCUAUGACAAACUUCAGCCCCACAAGCAACCAAAUGUGGUUAGGAUCCUGCACAACUGCCUUCAAAUAUUAAAAACUGAACACCUGGAGAUGAUAACAGUGUCUAUAAUAUAACCUAAAUUACACACGAUGGCGCCAGAGCUCAGCGUUCUAUUGACGUUCUGUCUAACCAAUAGCUGCAGGAGUGAGGGCACGGUUAUAAGCCUAGGAGAUAAAUUAGGCACGGCGACUCCUGGGUUUGUGACAGGCCAAGUGUAAAGUACAGUUGUAGCCCACCACAUUCAACUAGUCAGCACAAAAAGAAUGUCCCUUGUUUUCAAAUGUCCCUCAGAACACAAUUCUGAUGUGGUUGAACUGGGAAGAAUGUUUGAGCGUGUGAUUCACUUUCAACCUCUCACUUAAUUCAUCAAAUAAAACAUUUACAAUUAAUGCAAUUCAGAAAGAACUCUAACUUAACACCCGAUACACCUUUUGUUUCCUGUUAUGUAAUGGAUUAGUCUGGCAACCACUGUAGUUAAAAUAGUUACUCCACUGUAGUAAUUUUUUUUGACUCAGUCACAUACUGUAAUGUCCUACUGCCAGAAAUGCAGUACUCACUAGAGCAUCAAAUGUGUAUCAAUCCACUGUUACAAAUAGUCCCCAACAAGUGCACCACUUCCUCCUUUAUGAGUAAUGAUUGGUAAAAGUGACAAUGCCCAGCUGUUUUAGAAAUUUACUGGGCCUUUUGCCCCUUCUGGUACAGUUCAAUCUGAAGGGUUUAUAGGCUGAAGAGGUUAAAGUAUUUAGUAUUUCACAUGAAAAUAGGAAAAAGUAGAGAAAUAUCAGGAAAAAAAUGGACAUAACUGUGUAACAGAUGUUUUUUUUUCUCUUUCCUUAAUCAGACAGAGAAUCUUGUAGUUUCACUAAUAGAUCCAUUAAGCAUUGUGUUUAAAGUAGCAUGAAAAAAGACUUUUUCAUGCUACCUCUUAACUCUCGACUAUGACGUACAUUUACCCCUGUGUCCGUGUAGGUCAUUCCUAUAUCCAAGAACAAUCUUACACCUUGCUGUGCAGCAUAUAGCAUCAUCUAGGCUACUUGACACUUGACAUUUUUGUUUGUUUGUUUUUUUUUUACAAUGUAUUACUCAGCAUAUCAUUGUACAGUGUAUAUUAAAAACUUGCUUGAAU